AUGUCAACACGAUACGUUGUCCCAACUCCAAAAGCUGUCUACCCACGUCUCCACACUGAUAACGAUGGAGGUUGGAAAGUCACCGAUGUUGCGGCUACCAUUUUGUACAUCGCAAAGCAGUCAGGAAUUUCCGAUAUCACGCUCAAUAAAUUACUUAAAGUGAUUGCUAUAAUCGCAAAUAAGAACCGCUUUCCCACAGAGGACAGUGAGUUUCCGGAUACGGUAUCCAAAUUAAAAACAAUGUUGGAUUUGACCCAAGAAAAUUUGAAAGCUGUCGUAAAAUUCAUGUGUCCUAAUGAAGUUCAGACCACGCGCGUGCAAGGAGAAAGAAAAGGGAAGCAAGUUCGUUGCUUCUCUGCAUUAUCGGAAGCAAACGGCAAAUUUGUAUGCGAGUGCUGCGGUGCAAAUUUCACGAAAAAAGAAGUUAACAAAGACGGGAAUUAUUUUGUCACCAAUCCUCUACAAAACAUACUUAGUACUACAAUGCAGCAAUUUGGAAAAUACUGCGGAGAUGUCGUAAGAUCGGAAACUCCCAUGCGUGAUGUUCGAGAUGGCCUGCGUUUCCAAAAGAUAAAUGCCGGCUCAGAUGACCUGGUGAUUGUGAUGCAUAGUGAUGGUGCUGUACUGAGCAAAAGCACCAACAAGAAACUGUAUCUGAUGUUUACCCAAUGCCUAAAUGUGCCACUUGGACUACGGCUUCCUGUAUGGUUUUUGCACACAAUCUGGGCAGGAAGCGAACUUCCGAAAGAUAGGGAAUCAUUUUUAAUUGAACUUGUGAACCAGAUCAAAAUCUGUCAAAGAAACGACGAAAAUUUUUUACCCAUCCAGUGGAGUGAUGGCGAGAACGACCAUCAGUCGCAAGUUGUGCUGCAUUCAUAUAUAGCCGACACACCUGAGAGGUCGGCAGUAUCUGGGCAGCUUUCUCACAGCGCGAAACAAUCCUGUAUGUACUGCCUGCAAGUCGGUUUAUGCAUAAAUCACAGGAUCUGCUUUCCCCAUGAUCGAAACGCGGAACUUAAAACGCAUGAAAAGUUGAAAGAAGCGGCAAUAAUUUGGGAAACUAUGAACGCCAGACAACGUAAAAUUGCUCUUAAAGAGCACCUUACAUCUGGAAUGAAGCGUCCCACUGUAUUAUCGCAGAUUCAAGAAUUCGAUUUAGUGGAAGGAUUUGUUCUGGAUGUAAUGCAUCAGUUUGACGAAGGCGUGACUAAGUAUCUGUUGAGCUUAUUAUGUGAGCUAGACUCAGUCCUAGCGUUAACCAAAGCACAAAAAAAUGAGAUUAACAGACGCUGGAUGAGAAUCAUUAUUCCCGCGCAUCACAACCGUCCGCCCAGGGAUAUUGGCGAGUACAAAAGGAUGAAAGCGCAUGAACUGCGGUUCUUUAUGCAACAUGCGGCGCCCUUCGUACUGAAAGAUGUUCUACCAAGCAGCGUAUACGAAGUGUUCUGUCAUGCGUCGCGAAUAAUUUGGUUGUGUACAAAAGAGGCAAUUUCACCCACGGAUGUUGCUGAACUUCGUGACCACUGUAAUCAGUUUCUGGAAUCGUUUCAAACAUGUUUUGGGAUUUCCGAAAUGAAAUAUUCUGUUCAUUUAACGCAGCAUAUUGCGUAUGCUGUCGAAUUAUUUGGACCGUUGCACAUCCUGUCUUGCUAUGGACCGGAACACCAUAUCGGAAAAAUAUCAAGGAAAGUGCUGGCAAUGCAAAAUACUGCCAAACACAUCAUGAAUAAUUCCAACACGCUUACUGCGUGUGCCAUUAAGCUUAACGAAGCGCGAAGUAGUUGCCGAACAGAUAAUGAUGUUCGCGAGGUCAUCUGCACGGUGCUCGGCGUACCAAGGGAAUUUGAGUUUUCCGAGCAGUCAACGUCGGUUAACCGAUGCACUUUUAUUGGCAAAGCUAGUCCUGUCAAUGUGGAUCAUCCAGUUUAUCGCCUGUUAAAUGAUCGACUGCACCGUACUGUGACGGCUUCUCAGCAGUUACAAGUAUUUACAUUCCAGCGCUGCCGCGUAGAGAACGGGAUCUUCGUACGCACGCGAGCAAAAAAUUUGGGCUCUUCGAGAAACGAAAGUAUAGUCAUUACUAUGGGUGGUGACGUCAUCGCAGUGGAGUACGUGAUUGCGAUCGUUAAUGAUGAGAGCACGGCUGUUUGUAAUUCAUUUGUGUGCGGUCGCCUUUUUUCCCACAAUUACACUCACGGAUUAAUUGCUGGCACAAGUAAGGUGCCGAUUGACCAUAUCUUCCCAGUCACACUGGACGAGCAUUCGGAGCUCGCUCUGUUUGACACCAAAUUAAUCAGCAAGCAGUUGGUGUUACUGCGGGAACCACAAAAUGGACUGUAUAUUGUUAGCCCACCUUCUAAUCAGUUUAGGCUGUCCUAA
Molecule: messenger RNA, 2379 nt
Organism: Paramacrobiotus metropolitanus
Lineage: Eukaryota; Metazoa; Tardigrada; Eutardigrada; Parachela; Macrobiotidae
Exons: 4
Coding region: 1-2379 (792 amino acids)
Source: RefSeq, a predicted model, not a curated record